Mycena citricolor is the source of this 1483-nucleotide messenger RNA. The record is from the annotation of a GenBank genome assembly. NCBI's taxonomy places the organism in Eukaryota, Fungi, Basidiomycota, Agaricomycetes, Agaricales, Mycenaceae.
CCGAUUUCUCUCUUGAAAACAAAGCGUGUCUUUUUCGGUCACGAACGACAAGGAUGACAAACGUUGAAGAGAAAGAGCAGGGAGUGUUCGUGGUGCCCGACCUCACCAUCAAGCAGCUGCUGGACGCCAUCCCAGCACACUGCUUCAAGAGGUCGGCUUUGAAGUCGUCGAUGUACAUCGUCUGGCACGGUAGCAUCCUCUACGCUCUUUAUAAGGCCACCACUUACGCCGACACGUUCCUCAACGCGUCCACACUGUCCACGCUCUUCCAGCGCGCAGUCCCUCCCGUGGCAGCUGGCUGUGCGCGUUUCGCUCUGUGGUCGGUGUACGGCUUCUGGGCUGGCCUGUUUGGCACGGGCAUCUGGGUCAUCGGACACGAAGCAGGGCACCAGGCCUUCUCCGAGUCCAAGACGAUCAACAACACCGUCGGAUGGAUCCUCCACUCUGCACUCGGUGUACCGUACCACGCCUGGCGUAUCACCCAUGCUAAGCAUCACGCCUCCACUGGACAUAUGACCCAGGACCAGGUCUGGGUCCCCAAGACACGCUCGAACAGGCGUUUGCCUGCCUUCAACCCGGAGAAAGAAGACCGGCUCGGUGCCCGCGCCGCCUCGGAGGAAGUGCGCAAGGAGUUCUUGGAAGCGAUUGGGGACUCACCCAUCGGUGCUGCUAUCGGUGUCGCCACAUAUCUCCUGCUUGGAUGGCCGAUGUACAUCAUCCGAAACGCGUCUGGCCAGCGCCGUUACCCGAAAAUCACGACUCACUUCAACCCGAAAGCGAUCAUGUUUGCUCCCCACCAGUACACGGAUAUCGUUGUUUCGGAUAUCGGAGUUCUUCUCUGGGUCGCUGGGCUCUUCUUCGCGACGCGUGCCUAUGGUUUCGGGACUGUCAUGCGCGUCUACGGUGUCCCCUACCUGUGGGUUAACCACUGGCUUGUUUUGAUCACCUUCCUCCAGCACACCGACCCUCUCCUCCCGCACUACCGGGCGCCCCAGUUCACGUUCCCGCGUGGUGCAUUGGCAACGCUUGACCGCAACUUGUUGGGUGACUUGGGUUCAGUCGCAGCUUGGAUCGGAGCUCAUGCCACAUGCGGUAUCUCGGAGACCCACGUUUUGCACCACAUCUCAAGCAAGAUCCCGCACUACAACGCAUGGGAGGCCGCAGCUGCGCUGAAAGCCAAGGUUCUCGAGCCAGCGGGUAUCAAGACGAGUGGCGGCGCUGGCGGUUGGGCAGAGAUGUAUCGAGUAUACCGGGAAUGCAAGUUCGUCGAGGACGACGGGGACGUUGUGUUCUACAAGAACGUUAGAGGAGUUGCUCAGAUGCGCCCCGUUUUCUCUGCGGGAUCAGGUGCUAGCAGUGACUCCGGUAUCGAUGUUUCUGACAAGUAGAGGGAGCUAUGUAGUCUUUCCUAGAUGUCUUUUCUCUUCACGGUACAUAGAUGUCCUUGUCUGGUUUCGAAUGUCAUUCAGCAAAGGGCGAUUAC